GCUUGUGGCUUAGACUUCAAGCAUUUGUGGUCCUGUGACGUUGACAAAAACAUCCGGGAGUUCAUCAAGAGAAACUUUGCACCAGAGCAAAUCUUCCACGAUGUGAACAAGCCGCGGAGCUUGCCACCUGCCAAUAUCUACGCAGCAGGCUUUCCAUGCACACCUUUUUCGAAGCUUCACGCCAGCAGUGGGGAGUGGCAAGAGAAGGCAGCCAGAGCCGGAAGAGCCGUUCUGAGAACAGUGCAGAAGCAGCAGUUUGCUCUAGCUGUAUUAGAAAAUGUGGAGGGUUUGCGCGACAGGCCGGAAGCCUGGCAGACGAUGCUAAAGCAUGUGAGGCGCUACCUGUCCAACUACUACGUUUUUGUGGUCCACCUUUGUCCAACUAUGUUGUGCCAUGCAGUCUCGCGCCCGAGGCUGUAUUUUGUGUGCGUCCACCAGAGUGUGGCCAAGACAAACGAUGUGGAUCGGAUGCAGGCAGCAAUUCUUCGCAUGCUGUCUUCAGGUGUCGCUCAUUUUGCCAGGUUUCCCAAGCCAACAUGGGAGAGUUUCCUCUUGAAAGGGGCGGCUGUGAGCUUGGGCAACACUAGGCAGCCGAAAGAAGGGUGCAAGUGGCUGAGUUUGAAUGCAGAGGUCCGGAAGGGCAUGAAUGUUUCACACUUGCCCAAGGUAAGUGGUUUGACUGUGAGAGAGCAGGAUACGUGGGAGAUUGCAGUCUCUGGCCACCCAACUGCCCAGCUGAUUGCUGCCGAUGUCAGCCAGUCUGCCAACAGGGUCCCAAGUCGCUCCAAUGGAACCCUUCCAGUGAUCACGCCACACUCGAAGAUUGUUAUCCGCAAAGCAGGUGGUGUGUGCAGACUGCUCACAGCUCAUGAGAAGAUGUUUGCCUGCGGGGCUCCGGUUGAGAGGUAUGACCUAGAGGGGGUCAGCGAAGGGCAGAUGAAGAAGUGGGCCGGGAACACAAUGGACAUCAAAUGCGUGUCCCUUGCUCUUUUGCUGGGUAUGAACCUUUGCAAGUGGCCAGAAGCCAACAGAACCGCAUCUUGCUUUGAGUCCUGGCGCAAGGCUUCGAUUUUCGAGAUCGAAAAGGCAACUUCUGGAUGGCAAUCCGCGGUGCUUGCCCGGGGCUUCGGGGACAACAAGAAUCAGAAGCAGACCAAGAACUCUCGAGAGAAGCGCUUGAAGGUUGGCACCAAAGCCAUCCAGAGGACUCGCAAGCAGCCUGGGGGCGUGAGACCUGGUCAGCGCCGCCAUUCGCCUGGGCAAGAAGCUCACGGUGGCAAGCGCAAGCUGCCGCUCGAUGGCAAAUCUUCCAAGCUGAGAAAGCGAUUGUCCCAGAUUUUCCGUGAUUCUUAG
This is a messenger RNA of Durusdinium trenchii, 1353 nucleotides long. The record is from the annotation of a GenBank genome assembly. Lineage: Eukaryota; Dinophyceae; Suessiales; Symbiodiniaceae.